AGAAUUUUGGUUUUUGAAAAUUCAGUUUGUAUUCGACUACCAAAUGCACCGAACGGGUUUGGCGCUAGUGCACGCAACACCGAAGAACGUCUCUCGCAUCGAGCAAAAUGCACCAGCAACACCGAUGUUAGAAGUGUUGCAGUCUGCAUCGUCUUGGCACUGUGAAGAGUGCAAACUCCAAAAACAAAAAUCUCAAUCGCUAAAAAACAGAAACCAACGAUUUUUUACUUGCAAAUACAAUUAAAAAAAAAAGACAAAACAAAACAAAAACUAUCGACAAUCUUAAGUUUUGAAUAUUUACUCAAGGCAACACCACCGACUAGAACUUAAAUCCAAAAGAAAGCGAAAAGUGCCGAGUGUUGUAAUUUUUUCUUCGUUGCGCUUUUAUUGUGGAAGUGUGGCCGAAUGCAAUAGCUCUUGGUCGCGCAUUCGUUUACAAAUUGUGCAAAAUCAAAAGAAGAAAAUCAAAUCGCUUAGAGAAAGGCAAUAAAAAUAAAAUUAAAUCAAGCAAAAUAAUUAAACGACAGCAAGAGUGUUUUGAAAACCUGUGGGUGUUGUUAUUUUCGUUAUUGUUGCCGUCGCUCAUUGGCCGCAGUAGUUCACAGAGCUUGUCGCGCGCGCUAAGCGUUUUGCCAAUAUUUUCCGAAUAACAAAAAUAUUCAAACCAACAAAGAGUGAAGCAAAGCAAGCAAACAAUCGAAAGUGACCUCCCCCUCCCAAAGGGCCCUGCAAUGCGGAUGGCAGACGCCCUCUUCUUAUUAUAAACUGAUAUUCGAUACAAGGCAAGAGAAUGGUGAAAAGAUUUGACACUACGAUAGCGAGUAUCUCCUAAGAGAUCACACUCUUGAAUAACGGGAAAAGUAAAGAUAUUGCCAAUAUGAAACACAUACGCGUCGUGGCAAUAAAUCGAGACGUAAAGAGGAAUCAUACCAAAAAGUAUCAGCACAAAAUGAAUAUAAUCACAUUUUUAAAAUCCAACUACAAAUACAAACGAAGAUGCACCAUCCUUGAAAAGCGUUGUAAUGGUAGGUGUCGGCGUCAGCAAACACCCUCUCCACAUUCGCUGUUUGUGGAAAAAGUAUCAAAUCAUAGAAUUGUAAGGAAAAUGUCCCUGUGUACAAGAAAACUUAGCAAAUUCCCAAGAAUAUUUAUUAUAAUCAAGCGAUCGACACCAACAACCACAACAUUACCAAUUAUAGAGCCAGCAGACUACAGAAGCUUGUCGGCGGGACCUCUUUUGCGGAAGAAUGCUGCCAUUUCAAAACGCGCAUUGUCUUCACAGUCAAGAGAAAAUUACACAGACGAUGAUGUUUGCGAUGGUAUAAGACGUCAAAAUAAUGCCCAUAAAGAUGCUAAUGAAGACACCAACAUCGAGGAUGGCUGUAACCACCUCAAUGCCAGACCCUGCCGUGGUAUUGGCGACGAAUGGCACUAUCAACACGGCAAUUAUGACAAAGUGUCAACAAUCACAUCAUCGCCACCAUUAAAGUACCGCAGACAUCACCAGCAACAACAGCAAACUUCAACAACUCCGAAGCAGAUGUGUCCCUCCUUAGCACCAAUGAUGGCAACGGGCCGAUGUUUCACAACUACUUUUCAUCAUCCCAGAGACAUGAAUCGGCCAGAAAUGCCAGCAAACUCAUUGCUUCGAACGAUGCACCAGUGCGUCAAUGAUGGACACGACUACAUCGACAUGGACAACAACAUCAGCAUUUUGGCCAAUGCGCAUGCGAACAACUGUCAAUUGGUUGAGCAACAAUACAUCAUUGCUGGCAACGGCACCAGCAAAACCAAUCCAACAAUGUCGCUCUUCCUGACUUUGUUCAUUGCGUUUGCUAUCGGAGUUCGCACUACUGCGGCUGGAGCCUGCUGGCAGACGGUCUUAGGCAACGGCAAAUGCAACGAAGUCUUCUCGUUCAACGUCAGUAAGAGUGACUGUUGUGGCGCCAAUCAAGAAUUCGCCUACACCGAUCGUGAGCCAACGAAUGUCGAGUACUUCUUUGCUACAGCAAUUGGAGGCGGCAUGGAAUGCACACCGUGCUUAGAAAGCUGUCGCAAUGUUCAGUGUGGACCAAAUAAGAAAUGUGUCAAACGCAAAGGACGUCCAAAAUGCGUUUGCGCACCUGAGUGCGGGGCCACUCGUCGCAGGCGACUGCAGCGCGAGCGGCAACUAAUUCACCAACAUCUUAGUCUUUUUUCGGACGACAGCCACAGAACCGGGCCAGCCUUGGCCGACAUGAAGAGGUCGCGGCAAUCACGCGACACCCAUACUAGUUUAAGUAGUGAAAUUACAAAAAAAAACCGAGGUUCGGGAAAUCAAAACCAAAGAAAAUUAAUCCACAUUCAUAUGCAACAUGACUAUGCCCACCAACAGGAGGCACCACCGCCGUCGCCGCCACCACUGCAACAAACCAAACGCAAGAAACAGCAGCGCAAAGGCAAUCGCCGCCUUUUGAUUACCGCCAAUGUUGAGGAGCAUACGGAGAAGCCCACCACUAGGCGAAUACAACUCUUUAGCAAUGUCAGGAACACAUACGCUAGACAGCGCACCAACGAAAACAGAGGCAAUGGCCAGCAUGAGGACACUGAUCUCUCAGAAGAAUAUGAAGAAGACGACUAUGACGAUGAGGAUGGCGAGGGUGAUGAUGGCGAGCGACGCAGGGGCAUCAUCUUCAACAGUGGUUUUAAUUUCGCCAGCGGCAGCAGCAGUAACAACCACGAGGAGGAGGAUGAUGAUGAUGAUGAUGCAACGAGAUUUGGAAACCAGUCUAGACAUAAGACCAAAACUAACAAAAAUAAUCAUGAUUUCGAAACAACCACAGCGCAGCAGCGAGAUCAGAACUUAAGCCCAAGCAAAAAUGGCAAUAACCGCGUCAGACACCCUCAGAAAGGCGCACGGCAUGGCGACCAUUCACCAAAUAGCAAUCACCGCCAACACCAGCAGCAACAACACCACAAGCACAAACAUCGUCAUCGUUCCAAAGACGAUCGACAUGGACAACACCACAAUCAUAACCAUCACCACAACCGCCAACAACAUUCGGGUAUGGGCGGACGCCGCAAACACCACAGACAGCACUACGACAAGGAACAGAAUCAGAAGGAUUAUAGCUCCAUCAUAACAACAAGUACUACAUCAGCGACCGUCAUAGCCUCUGCAGCAAGCAGCAACUCCGGCGAAGUCCAAUCGAGUGCCAACAGAUCAUUUAUUCAAACGACUGCCUUGGCCGCCACGACGCCCCAACUGAUGUUGAUGUCAACCACACCCGUGAAUUUCACACUGCCUGCUGCUGUUGCUUCAGAUCAACGUCGCUUAACCAAUCACGGAAGUAAAAUGACUCCGUCAUCCUCAUUACCAUUAUACACACCGGCGUCGUCAUCGUCGUCGUUGUCUGGACCCACAACGGUGGCAGCAUCAAUUCAUCCACAUGUGCAGAUCACUUCUGAGACAAUGCCCGCAGCAGCUGCCUCUACAUCCUCUUCAGCCACCUCCAAAUACUCAACUUCUUCCUCAUUUGCUACCGUGAUCAAUGGCAGAGGCGGCGAGGGUGCUAAAGCUACACAACUGCCUCUAUACCCCCAUGGUGACCACGGUGGCAAUGUUGUGACAAUGCCAGACACUUUUGAGCCCUCAUCUACAGCAGCAAUCAACAGCCAUAUUGGCGAUAACGACAACACAAUUUCGACGUCCCAUCAUUUCGACUCUGUCUCCUUUGACAGCUACUUCGAUCAGUUCGACUUGCAUGGAUUUCCAAGUCGUCAACAUGCAGUAACGAUAACAGAUAGCAUAAGAUCCUCCAAUCCAGUAUGCGGCACGGAUGGACGUACCUACAAUACAAAAUGUCAACUACGAAAGCGAGCUUGUCGUACCGAUAACCCUCAUCUGCAGAUAGCAUAUCGAGGACACUGUAAAACAACAUGCAACGGAGUCAAAUGCCUGGAAGGAUUAACAUGUGUUGAGGAUCAGUACACCAUGCCACACUGCAUAGCAUGUAAAAUAGAAUGCCCACUGGACGAUUAUGAUAAUGGCAAUAAUGUUGUGGACGCGUCCAGAGCAGUUUGUGGCGCUGAUGGCAAAACAUACAAAAGCAUGUGCGAGAUAAAUCGUAUAAUUUGCAAAAUUGGUCGAUCAAUUGGCGUAGCAUAUCCUGGACCUUGUCGGGGUAGUCAAGUGUCCUGCGAUGACAUUAAUUGUGGGCCCAAACAAAUUUGUCUCAUCGACUUGCUCACACACCAACCCCGAUGUACACCUUGCCGCUACAAGUGCUCGCGUAAAAGGAAACCAUCGACCCUCCGUUUGGAAGAGGAAAAAAUCUGUGGUGUCAACAACCGUACCUACAACUCAUGGUGUGAGAUGCGUAAGGAUUCGUGCUCCACAGGAUUCUAUAUUGAUGUGAAAUAUCCUGGCAAUUGUCAUUAAACAUCAGCAACAUGUCAAAGGUCAUACGUUAAGUCUAAAAUUGUCUGUAGUUGUUUGUUAGAAUUUAUUAAGUAGCAAAAUAACUCCCAUUAAAAGUUAAUCCAAGGAAAUGUGGAAUCAUUAACCCAAACCCUCACUUAAAUAUAUUAGGGGCACAUUUAAAAGAUUUCCAGCAGAACAAUUCCUAUUGAAGGCAAAAAAAUAUUUGUCGGCAAAGCGUUUCAUUGAAAAUAUUAAAGAGGCUUCUGUAAUAUAGCCUUGUUGAGAUCACCUCUUUGAAUUAAACUAAAAGAAGUUUUCGGAAACAAAAUCUGAAACUAUUUAACUUACAAUGAUCAUAUGCACUUUCUUCCAUCGAUAUAAAGAGCUAGAGGAAAAAAGUGUAAAAGUCUAUCUUUUUUAAAUGGAAAGUUAUAUCUUUAUAGCUAUACGUAGGGAGGUUACCGUUGCGUAAAGAUUACCAUGUCCGCCUAUGACGCUGAACGCCUGGGUUCAAGUCCUGGCGAGAACAAAAGACAUUUUGUUUUCAGCGGUGGUUAUUUCCUCCCAUUGCUGACGAAAUUUGUGAGGUACUAUACCAUGUUAAAAGUUCUCCCCAAAGAGGUGUCGCACUGCAGCAUGCCGUUCGGACUCGGACAAAAAAGGAGGCCCCUUAUCAUUGAGCUUAAACUUGAAUCGGAUACCACUCAUUUAUAUGUGAGAAGUUUGCCCCGGUUCCUUAAUGGAAUGUUCAAGGGCAAAUUCGCAUGUGCAGCAAUAUCUUUUCAAAAUUUACACUGAAAAAAUUAUUGUCCUAAUUUUAAAGAUUCGAGUCAAAGUUAAGCAAACUUAAUUUAAAGAUGAUCAAAUUUCCAACUUUUUAAGGAAACUUUUCCCUUGUGUAAGUUAUUUUUCUUGAUAUUAAGAAUUUUUAUUUUAAAUGGAAGGUUAGUAGAUCCUUAACUUUGCAUCUUGUUAUUAUAACCAAAAAUCUAAAAUGAAUGUCAAAAUAUCGUUGGAAGUUAGAUAACAAGAGUGUACCUUAGUUGAAGACACAAAAUAGCCUUACAUAUGAUAGAGUCUUUGAAUGUUUUACUUUUUAGGUUAAGAUGCUAAGUUAACAAAAUGAUUUUUUCAAAAUAUAUCAUCUGUGAAGUAAAAUGAUAAUAAAUGAGCAAUCGAAAUUCGAAACGGAUGGUGGUGUCCGUAAGUAAAUAACAACUAAAAUUUGAUGAUAGCAUCUUUAUUUAGAAAUGUUGGUUCUUUGGCUAGUAAUCAUUGCUUAAAUCUUUCAAGCAAAAAAAGAUCUUAAAUUUUGAGGCAAUUUUUUAUUUUGUGUGAUAUGUGAAAUGAAUCUAAGCCGCUUCUUUAAGUUGUCGGAAAAAUAAGCCGAUUAACACAUUAUAAAAGUCUCCUGUAUUUAAAAUUACCAAGAUACAGGAAUUAAAACCGCAGCCGUCAUUCGGAGAAAGAUUUUUCUGCUGGAAAUUGACAAUACAAAAAAAGAAAAACAACCCCCAAAAAUAUUAGCCAAUUCAAUGUUUUAAUUUUAAAUUAUUGUCGGAAGAAUUCAUUCUGACCACAUCCUCCCCCACCAAAAAUAUUCGUAUUUAAAAAUAAUGAAAAUAUAAAAUGAUUUAAACAUAUUAAAUAAAAUUAUAUAGAGCAUAUAACAGCAAGUAUGCAUUAAAUGUACGUUCGUUCAUACAUACAUAACAUAUAUAUGUGUUUACUUAAUAGAUGUGCUUAAUUAUUAUGACGAAAACUUAGAAUGUGACAAAUUCACAUGCAACAUAUCUUAAGAGGCUUAACAAAUGUGACUCAAUCUGUAUUUCACCCAACACCAACCGCCACACCUCUUAUACACACAUACAUAAACACAAACAUACACCCAAAUAUUCAAUUUUAAGAAUAAUAUUUUCAUAUUGUUUCACAUCCGUAUACAACCCAUACACACGUGUAUUUGCUGCGCAAGUAAAUAGCAAAGAAGGCUACUAGUUAUUGUUAGUUUUGCGAGCUUUUGUUCUCUAUUCGUGCACACAUAUGCAUACCACACAUAUUGUGGACCAUAUUAAAUCUCCUUCAAUUAGCCACACACUUACACAGACACAGCCACAGAUAUAAUACAUAAAUUAAGGCGAUUACAUUUAUUUUCUAUUGACUGAUAGUGUAGCAGAAAUCCAUAAGCACAGCAAAGAACAGCGCAGUGAAGCGAAUAAUGAAUGCCUAGUACGAAAUUUAUUAUUAUUAUUAAUAUUAUAAUUAUUAUUUGUUAAAAGUUCGUUUACACACAUAUUUAUAUGCUAAUUUAAAAUGAAACUUCAUAUAAUAAAAUUUCAACAUCAUGAAUGUCUGUCAAAA
Stomoxys calcitrans (stable fly) is the source of this 6760-nucleotide messenger RNA. RefSeq lists its product as uncharacterized. NCBI's taxonomy places the organism in Eukaryota, Metazoa, Arthropoda, Insecta, Diptera, Muscidae. The transcript is spliced from 8 exons. The record is from RefSeq and is a predicted model, not a curated record. Bases 878 to 4420 code for a protein of 1180 amino acids. Gene Ontology annotation, molecular function: extracellular matrix binding; collagen binding; calcium ion binding. Gene Ontology annotation, biological process: anatomical structure development.